AUGGGCAAACAGCGACGCAUCUGUCCACUCCAAUACUCAAGUAAUCGAAGAAAUCUUCUUCCUAAGCGUCUAAAGUUCCUCCAUUUGUAUCUCGAAAUCAAGGAACCCCUAUAUCCUCGAGAUUAUCUGCUCGUCACCCAGACAGUCGACUAUCAGGUUCCGCUUGGUAUAUCACCAAUCUCUUUACACGUACUAUGUGGUGUUCUAUCUGUGAGCGGAACAAUAUGUCAUGCCUUGCUUGCUGCGGAACCAAAACUUGCAAAGCAUUGCUCUCCACUAAAAGAUACGUCGAAUAUUACAUCGUCACAAAUAAGGAGGGAAGCACAACAAAAAAUUGCACCAAUUGAACAUUACAUUGUAACUUCUAAGGGAGAAGAAGUUACAAGUGUUCCUGAUGGAAAGAUGAAAGAUGUGGUUAUUCAGAUUCGAUUGUUUGGCUUUAGAGCAAUAGUCGUGGUCGCGGAGAACUGUGGAAAGGACACUUGUCGGAUGAUCCUUAGUUGUGAACAUCGCGCGGUUAAGAUUUCUUUUGCACAGAGAAAUCCUGAUGAUGUUUUGGGGGGAAGCUACAAGGCCAUUGAGACUGUCGUCUUCCCCAAAAAUGAACAAGUCGAGGCAGAAACUUUGAUGGACUUGAUUUGUUAG
Botrytis byssoidea is the source of this 645-nucleotide messenger RNA. RefSeq lists its product as uncharacterized. The transcript has 2 exons. The coding region runs from base 1 to 645 and encodes 214 amino acids. NCBI's taxonomy places the organism in Eukaryota, Fungi, Ascomycota, Leotiomycetes, Helotiales, Sclerotiniaceae. The record is from RefSeq and is a predicted model, not a curated record.